ACAAACAAAAGAGCGUGAACUGAAUGUGGAGGGGGAUUUCCCUAGAGUGGCCCUGAUGUACAAACUGUGUACGACGGAGCAUGCAUGGAGGAAGGAAAUUAGACGUACUUUGUUGUGUGGAUCAUGAGAAGAACUGAUGAAAAGUCCUAUUAUUACCGUCUGUGGUUUUGUUCUAACUCAAUGCCUCAAAAUGGGCCAUAAUCAAAGCAAUGUUUGCGGCAAGCAAAACAGUCUGAGUGAAUGGAGGGAUUUCUUCUUCUCACAAGGUCAUCUACUUAAGCAGAUAGCUACACUCAAAUAUGCGGACUUUGUAAAGGCUAUCGAGGGACUCAAUACCAUAUCCAACACAUUGAGUAGUUCAAGAGGCAGGUACUUAGUCUUUAGUAUCAUUCCUGGAACAGACUGCACAUCCAUGCUCUGGAGGUCAAAGGUCAGGGUAAAGUGUUGUAAGAUGACAUCCGCCUUGUCUCCUGAAUGUGAGUCUACUCGAACGAUGACCCUUAAACAGUUCGUCCAAGUCUACGCCAGCAUCAUGCAACAGUGCGAAAGCAUCGAAGACCGACAAAGAUCAACAGACGUAACUAGUGCUUCAGGAGAAUCCACGAUGAAUAACAAUUCAGACAUAGAAGAGGCGGAAGAUGUUGGAGCUACGGAGAUUGAUGAUGAAAGUGAAGAUCAUCAAACCAUAGACUCAAGCGAGACUCACUGGCUGGAAGUCUCUUCAAUAUUUGCAACUGUGGAGCAGGUUUCCCUGGAGUCGACAGACGAGGGCGAUUGCUGUAUCUGCAUGGAGAAGAAAUCUGACAUAGUCCUGAAUUGUGCUCAUACUUACUGCCAGGCCUGCAUAGACGAUUGGAGAAAACAACACAACACAUGUCCACUGUGUAUGGGAGACAUAGGCUCAAGUAAAGACGUUUGGACCCUCCCGGAUAAACCCAACACUGAAGAAAUGACAACUUAUCUCAUGGGUAUCGCUGAUGGUCACGCUCAGACACAACCUCCCCGGCCAACAACGAGGAGGUCAGAUGUGGAAGAAUGGGAGACGGUUCCAGUCGAGUGAAAUAUAUUAAUUUAAUGAAAUAAACAACUCAUUAAUUGUACAUUAGAAUAGAAGAUACUACAGCCGUGAUAUUCUUCGUACUUAAGUCUGUUUUCAGAUUUUGUUGCCCUCGGUAAAAUCACAAAAUUUUGUAUUUAUGAGGCUGAUUGUUCAAGAGUCUACUGCAACCUGUAUAUGUGGGUCAGCCCGUGUACUCAGGUAAACAAAUCUUACUUUUUUUAGGUCAUAAAUUGCAACUUCAUAAUUUACUAAUGAUUAAAAGGUAGUUUAUUGCCAAAAAUUCGUAUAAAUUUGAAAAAAAGUACUCAAAAUCGACAAGUAAAUGUUUUACCAAGAAAAUGAAUGUUACUUUUGCAAAGACCACACUUGAUCAAUAAAUUCCAUUUACCAGGAGCUCCAAAAUAAAAGACUUGUGACCCAUUAUUGUUCUGAGCAGACAGAAUUGUUGUUGUCAAUUUCUAGUUAUGUUUACGAUAACAUAAAAAUUACAACUAUCUGAGUGUAUCUACUUAAUCAGUAAUUUCAGAAAAUUGUGUUAAUUUUAAAUUUUUUAAGUUUGAGGGUGUAGUUAAAUUGCAAUACAUGUUGGUGUAUAUGAAUCACGAUUUUUCAUCAUUAAAACAAUUGCCAUUAUAAUUCUAAAAUAGCUAGCAGGAUAAACAAAUAUAGUGCUUUUGGUGUAUCCCUUUUAUUCACGACUUAGCCUACCCAUGAAUUAUGUCCACAAGUAUAGCUUUUCUUUUGUGGUCACUGCAAUCACACAAAAAAAAUUAUUUUUCUACAUGUUUGCGUUUUUUAGAGUGUGUCUAUUACUUUUUAAUUACACAAGUAUAAUUCACAAGUAAGGUCACAAUAAUAAUGUGUAAUUUGUGUUUCCUGAAAUAUUUGUAUUAUAAUAUUCACACAGAACCAUAUCUUUUCCUGUAUUACAAUUACUUCAUUUUCCCAUCUAUUCACUCCAGAAUUCUUCUGCGCAAGUUCAGAAUAACACAUUUUUGAAAAAUGAACAAAUCUUCCAUAAUUUCUUCAUGGAUUGUGCAGAUGUUGAAAUAAAUGCAACUGGUCAAAUCUCGCAUGUAUUGGAAUGAUAGGACACGUUCAAUGACGCUUAUGUGUUUCAUCCACACUGGACGUUGGCAACUGAGGUUGCAAAAAUGUUCAAAAUACACAUGGAACUUUCACAUUAUAUCGUAGGGUAUUUUCGAAACAACCGGAUUUGGGGUUGGGGCUUCCUUCAGUGCGAAUUCAAUCAACAGGCGGACGCGCCGCAAGCCGAAGCCCAGAAAGCCGUGGUUUCGAAAACGGACGUAGAACCCUUGCAUCACCGAGGUCAAACAAUAGCAAUGCGCACUCUCGUAAUUAAACGCAACACGCGCAACUCUCAGCCAAUGAUAUCUUCCUGUGACGCCAAUGAGUGCUCAUUGUAAUAAGACUGUGUUGCAAACAGUCUUUGGAUUUCUCCGUCUUUUAUAAUUUAUCAACUGUAACAACUCAAUAAAAUCAUUUUUCAUCCAAUAUUUGUACAUAACAUAAAUUGUCCAGGAUAUAUUUAUAGCAACAAUAAAAUACAUUGUAAUGUAUGCCGUUUUAAACCAA
Molecule: messenger RNA, 2656 nt
Organism: Asterias rubens (European starfish)
Lineage: Eukaryota; Metazoa; Echinodermata; Asteroidea; Forcipulatida; Asteriidae
Product: RING finger protein 141-like
Exons: 6
Coding region: 137-1060 (307 amino acids)
Biological process (GO): protein autoubiquitination
Molecular function (GO): ubiquitin-protein transferase activity
Source: RefSeq, a predicted model, not a curated record